This is a messenger RNA of Acytostelium subglobosum LB1, 2085 nucleotides long. RefSeq lists its product as hypothetical. Gene Ontology annotation, molecular function: toxin activity. The record is from RefSeq and is a predicted model, not a curated record. The transcript has 2 exons. NCBI's taxonomy places the organism in Eukaryota, Evosea, Eumycetozoa, Acytosteliales, Acytosteliaceae. Gene Ontology annotation, biological process: symbiont-mediated killing of host cell. The coding region runs from base 1 to 2085 and encodes 694 amino acids.
AUGUCUUUAUCUUAUGAAAAUCCAAAGAACUUUGAUGAGUGGAUCAAGGUCACUCAGGAGUUGACCCAGAUCAUGAUCGAUGAGAAGGCAAUGGUCAAUGCUGGUCGUUUCCCAUACACAAGAGACAACUCCAUUGAUCAUGAAGAGAUGCUUAAAGUGCUCGUCGUCGGAAUGGUCUCACAGAUCCCUUUUAUAGGUGAGCCAUUCGGUGUUGCCAUCGAUGCCAUAUGGUCAGAUGCCAUUGCUCAAGAUAAUACCCCAGCUGCAAUGUACGAUGGCUUCCGUGAGAUCACCAGGAACAUGAUCGAUGAGGCAUUGGAGAAUGCUGACCUCGAGUUGUGCACCGCCGAGAUCCGCAAGAUCACCGCCGAGAUGAUUGACUUCUUCCCCGUGUACAACAAGUGGCUACGCAAGCCACACAAGAAAGCCCUGCGCGAGUCGUGCAAGGACCAUUUCUCGAAAGUCGAGUCGGCAGCCAACACCAUCAUCUUCAUGGAUGGCGCCGCGCUGCGAAAGGCAACAUAUGGAGUGACCGAGUUGGGCAUGUUCACCGUGGCCGCCACCACCGAGAUCUUCCUGCUCAAGGAGGUCGUCAAGAACGGCAAGACAUGGGGCUUCUCCAACAUUGAUAUGCAGGGCUACAAGAACAAGUUGGCCACUUACCCACGCGAGUUCACCGACUAUGCCAUCAGGACUUACAAACAUGGAGUUCAGCUGAUCAAGGAUCGCGCAACAAAGAAUGGAGAGCCAGGCUAUGUGGCCUUCAACCAGGUGCUCAAGUUCCGCACGUACUGCGCUCGCUUCGUCUUUGACUUUAUUGACCUGUGGUCGGUCAUGGACUCCAAGUUGUUCCCAGAGGGCACUUCAUAUUACAACCCUCGCUACUGCUAUCAGGAGCUGGUCGGAGUGCCCGUGAUUGAGAACCGUGGUGUAUCCAUGGGCGACGGAGGCUACUACAAUUCGCUAUCCUAUGAUGCCUUGGAAAGUUGGUUCAACGACGUCAGCAAAGACCAGUUCCAGAAGGAACUCAAGCAGAUCCGGAUUACCAUCGACCCUCAGCACCCACCCGGCUGGCUCAAGUCCAUCCAGACCACCUACCGCGACCCCGCCUACCCCAACUCUGAGCAUGUUGGGGAUGUAGUAGGAGCCGAUCCAGUUGAAUCACACUCCAACGUCUACAAAUUCCUGCCACACGCCACCACCGAGUCCUUCUCCUAUGGCUUUGGCUUGGUUCCUCGCCAGCUUGGAUUCAGCUCCAGCACAGUGACCAGUUCGACAUUCUCCACUCCCAAUCUAAACCUUGACUACCCAUGGCACAAUGGUACUUAUAAUGAUGUAUAUGCCCAGGUCGGCGGUACUAACAAUCCAAGGUAUACUCGUUAUGGCGUCCCAGCGACCAUCCCCAACCACAAGCUUGGUGUGAUCGCUGGACAUACGACAAACUGGGAGACGGUCACCAACUACUACAAGUCCGAACCAUUCCAGAACCCCAUCAUUGUUAGAGAUGGUGUAGUAGAUGCCAUCCUCGUUGGAAUGGUUCCAUCCAACACUUUCAAUGAGAACUACAUCAUGCCCAAGGUGUGCACAAUGAUCUCCGCCACCAAGCUGGCCUACAACUCUGGCGCCUCGUUUGCUCGUGACCAUCUGAUGCCCACCGUGCACUCGAUGCGCGUGCCCAACGGAUCGACCAUCAACUUCAGGUUCCAGCCUUUCGAGGACACCACCAGGGCCUUCAUACUUGGUGUUCGCUACUUCACUUCUGCCCCAACUGGCACAGUCAAGCUCCAAGUGCUCAACAAUAGCAAGAAGGUUGGCGAGCUUCUUGGUGACUUUGAGUUGGAACAAUGCUCAAUGUCCAGUGACAAAUCAAUUCCCUACUACAACACACUCAAGGACAAGACCAUCAUGAUCACAUUGAAGCCCAGAGCCACAGCACUUGCUGACCUAGCCAUAUACGCGUUCAAGGCUGUUGGAGGUGAGGUCUAUGUCAAUGCCAUUGCCUUCUGGCCAGCUCCCACACAGCCACCUGCCGUGCCCAAGCCACCCACUGGAAAGACCGCUCCAAAGGCUGUACCCUCGGCUUAA